Molecule: messenger RNA, 2612 nt
Organism: Symsagittifera roscoffensis
Lineage: Eukaryota; Metazoa; Xenacoelomorpha; Acoela; Convolutidae
Product: flotillin-2a-like
Exons: 10
Coding region: 25-1290 (421 amino acids)
Biological process (GO): protein localization to plasma membrane; regulation of myoblast differentiation
Cellular component (GO): flotillin complex; cytoplasmic vesicle; plasma membrane
Source: RefSeq, a predicted model, not a curated record
CUUAUUAAAUAGGUUAAUUUGAUCAUGGGUAACAUCCACACUGUAGGACCGAAUCAAGCAGUAGUGGUGUCAGGUGGCUGCUGUGGAUCACAGAAAAAGAAGACAGUUAUCGGUGGAUGGGCUUGGGCAUGGGCAUGUGUCACGGAUGUUCAGAGGAUCUCUCUGGAAGUGAUGACGCUCAAUCCAGUAUGUGAGAAAGUGGAAACAGCUCACGGAGUACCCCUAUCUGUCACUGGUGUAGCACAGGUAAAAAUAAUGACAAAAGAACAGUUUCUGGCGAUUGCAUGUGAACAGUUUCUUGGCAAGUCAACUGAGGAGAUCUCACAAAUCAUUCUGCAGACACUUGAAGGACAUCUGAGAGCUAUUCUAGGAACCUUGUCCGUCGAGGCAAUUUACCAAGACAGAGUUCAAUUCGCCCAGCUGGUCAGAGAUGUGGCCACUACAGACGUGUGCAGAAUGGGCAUCGAGAUCCUCUCAUUCACAAUAAAAGAUGUCUACGAUGAUGUGGACUACCUGAAGAGUUUGGGCAGGACACAGACUGCCAUUGUGAAGAGAGAUGCGGCUAUUGGAGUCGCACAGGCUGAUAGGGACGCCGGAAUUAGGGAGGCGGAGUGUGAGAAGGAGAAGACGAAUGUGAAGUUCAUGGCGGACACACAAGUGGCAGACGCGGAAAGGGAGUACAAGAUGAAGAAGGCAGAGUACGACAAAGAGGUCAACACACAGAAAGCGCAAGCGGAGUUGGCCUAUGAGCUGCAAGCGGCGAAAGAAAAGCAGGCGAUAAAGAAGGAAGAGAUUGAGAUCCAGGUGGUGGAGAGGAGGGCCCAGAUUGCGAUUGAGGAGCAGGAGAUCAAGAGGAGGGAGAAGGAGUUGGAGGCCACUGUGAAGAGCCCGGCUGAGGCGGAGGCAUUCAAAAUGCAGACACUCGCCGAGGCCGAUAAAUUCGUGCGUGUGAAGAGGAGCGAGGCUGAGGCGGACAAGAUCAAGAUGGUGGGAGAGGCGGAUGCGUCGUCCACUCUGGCUAUAGGCAGUGCAGAGGCCGAGAUGAUGAGGCUGAAGGCGGAUGCAUACAAGCAGUACGGGGAGGCGGCCAAGAUGAGUCUGGUGCUCGAGUGUCUGCCAAAGAUCGCUGCUGAGGUGUCGGCUCCUCUGAGGAAGGUGGAAGAGAUUGUGAUCAUCGGAGACGACAGGGCCACGGCGGACAUCAGCAGAAUGGCAGCCACCCUCCCUACUGCCAUUAGUGCACUCACAGGAAUCGACAUCACAAAGGCUGUUGGCAAAGCCAUCAACUAGACUUUCUUCAUUCGUGGGAUCACGUCAACCAAAAUGAACGACAAAACUAGAAAUUGGAGGAAAACAAGAAGACGGAAGUUCCAAUUUAUAUCACAGUUAAUACAAGAUUUACGCUAAUGUGGCUCAUAAUGGUUCUUAAAACAGAACGGACAGUUUUUUAUUGGAAAAACACUAAUAAAUUUAUUGGUACACAAUAUGGGUCAUUUUUUGCUGAUUCCGCCCAACUUUAUAUACACUUGAACAUAUUAUUAAAUUAAUCUGACAUGAGGUUCAAUUUUUAUUUUUGUAUCGGGUUAGGUUUAAAUUGAUUGAGUUUCAACAAAAGACAUAUGAAAUUCUUCACAAUUUCCCUUAUUAUUUUCAAUUUUGGGUGAAAUAAGCAAAAAAAAACCCAAAUUGUUGCAAAUGAAAAGUGAGCAGGAUUCCUCUCCCUUAAGUUCUAUCCUACCUCAGAUGCGAUAUGUGUACAUGGUAUUAUAUGUUUCGAUUAUUUUUCCCUCAUUGAUUUUCUAGAAUAGCUUAAUUUGAAGCGUUCUUAGUGGUAUAAAAAACCACGGGAGUCAGAAAAAGUAUGAAAUUAUAAUCUAAAAUAUGCAAUAGAGCCUAAAAAGAAAAGCUUCUGACUCUCCUAGAUCUCAAAUGUAUCUGUUGUGCCUAUUUUGGGUUCUCUGAGAGCCUAUUUUGUGUGUAGCGUGUGAGUACCUAUCUUACAAUAGUAGUCCAAUAAAAAAAUUCUUUUCCAGUUGAGCCUUCCAAAAUUCUCAAAACAGUCAGCUCUAUUUAGGUUUAAACAUGAUUACAAUCUAAACCUAGGACAAUUAAUGGACCUCAACGAUAAUAUUUUGACCGGAUAUGACUGGAAAAGAGCCAAAUAGUUCGUUUCUAUCUUUCAAAUAAAAUGCACGCGUUUGUUGUUUCAGUGAAUGAAUGCUCGUUUCUAUCAAAAUUUAUGUAUUUCCUUUUUGAUGCUAUUGAUCCUCGGAAAGAGAUUGUUAUCGAAAGUUAUGGAAGAGAGUAUUUUAGACGGAUGUUUUGGCUCUUUUUGAGUGACUGAAUCUUACUUGGCAGCAAAAGUGAAUUUAAUUCCGUACUUUGUAAGUAUAGAAAAAUUACUUUACACGUAAAAUCUAAAGAUAUGCGGAACUUGAAAAGAGCUGAAAAAUUUGAAGCAGACAAUUAUUUUAGAAUUGUGAAUAUUGAUGUUGCCUAAGUUAAAAUGGGUUGUAUUGAUAGCCUAGAAAUGUUUUAAAAUUCAGUCUAUUCAAAUUUCGAAAAUGUACAAUUUUAUAAUUAACCAGAUGAAUUUAAUGUUAACCAUUUUG